Molecule: messenger RNA, 966 nt
Organism: Theileria annulata
Lineage: Eukaryota; Apicomplexa; Aconoidasida; Piroplasmida; Theileriidae
Exons: 1
Coding region: 1-966 (321 amino acids)
Source: RefSeq, a predicted model, not a curated record
AUGACAGAGAAAAAAUCAAACAACUCAGAAAAAAUAUUGGAACUCUUAAAAAAAGAUAUAGAAAAAAAGCGAACACCUACAUUGAGAAGAAGUCCAAAAAAACAACAUUUGGAGAUCAAGUCAUUUAUCACCUCAGAUUGCCACGGAACAAAGUUGGAUAUUAUUGGAGACACUCCAAUCUUGAAAUAUGAAUGGUAUACUCACACUUAUUUUGACGACUAUAUCAUGCCUUACAAUAAGGUUUACAGCCAGGUUUCAGAAGGAGAGGAAAUGAUCUGGGAAGCAACCGAUCUAAAUGAUUGUGGAUUGAAGGUUGAGGUGUUUUACCUAUUAGAUCAAGCUGAUAUGGUUAUAAUCCUAAAAGAAAACCUUGGACUUCAUAUCUUCCAGAAGUACAAAUGCGAAGAGUGUGAGAAAAUGGAAAAAAGGGAGAGAACAUCUAAAUGGAUUAACACGGGGGGAUGCGAAAAGUGUAAACAACAAGAUGAAUGGGUAGAUGUUUCUAAAAAGUACCUGGACCCACUCAAAUUCUCAUUUUACGCAGAAGAUGGUGAUCAUCCCGAUAGAGAACCAAUGGAAUUUGAGGUAUCACUUGGAGGCUACAACUAUGAAAUUAUAUUAGAAAAGCCAUGUAAAUUCUUAACUUACGGGGAUAGGAUACUCUUUGAUCAAAAUGGAGAAACCAAAGGCCUAUCCAUAAACAUAAUUCGCUAUCACCUUGGACGUAAAGAACUAAACCUUAAACUUUCUGAUGGAAGAACCCUAACCCGCAAAUUCGUGCCGGAAAACCCAGAACAGUACCAAACCCAAAUCACAAAGUACUUCAAUGAGGAAUGCUUUAAUAUCAGUGUUUAUUGUCAAAAAUGCACAAGUGACGACUUUAUCUUUUUGGAACCAAUUAUAGAAACCAGAUUUAAGAAAUCAGUAAGAAAAUCUUCAAAAAGAAAAAUAAAUGAAGAAUACUAG